Messenger RNA from Peromyscus leucopus (white-footed mouse), 2275 nucleotides. RefSeq names its product prostaglandin E receptor 1 (gene Ptger1). Gene Ontology annotation, molecular function: prostaglandin E receptor activity. NCBI's taxonomy places the organism in Eukaryota, Metazoa, Chordata, Mammalia, Rodentia, Cricetidae. The record is from RefSeq and is a predicted model, not a curated record. The transcript has 3 exons. Gene Ontology annotation, biological process: inflammatory response; adenylate cyclase-activating G protein-coupled receptor signaling pathway; positive regulation of cytosolic calcium ion concentration. Bases 709 to 1923 code for a protein of 404 amino acids. Gene Ontology annotation, cellular component: plasma membrane.
GGCUCAGGUGCCCUAAGAACUGCCUACUCCACCUUAAGACAGGGUGCAGAUGCUAGCCUGGCUCCUCAGAGCUGAUCAGCCCUCUCUCUUUCUCCUAGGAUGACUCCCUGUUGCCCUGGUCUGGGUUGCUCACCUCCGCCCCCACUGUGACAUCCACAAAGGCUUAAGGGCAGGCAACAUUGCCAGGUCCCGUCACACAGCCAGCUCCAAAAUCCUCAAGCCUAACGUGGACAGCACCCCACCCCCAUGAGAGUGCAUAGACCUCCCAGCCUGCCCCAGGCGAUGCUCACAUUUUCCAGUGUUUAGAUUUUAUCCACUUUAUUAAUGAGGCAGGCAAGAGGCCCGGGUGAGGGUGUGGGGGUUUGCUUCUGCCCUGAUGAGAGGAGGGGGUCACAGACACCAGACCAAUUCAGAGAACCUCAGUCCCUGGCAGGAAGAAGCUGAGCCCAAGUGGCCCUGACCGUUGCCAGCAGCAGAGGUUUCUCCCACUCAAGGCUCCCAGCCCUAGCGGGCAGACAUGCAUAGGGUGGAGCAGCCCCUGGAGGCCAGUGGGGUGCGGGUGGAGGCGGCACAGAGCCGAGGAGCCGCCCCAGGAAGAGGGAGCGGCCUGCCGGGAGCCAGGGAGCAGCUGGCGCGGGCAGCAGGAUCCUAGUUCCGGGCCAUGGGGACCCUGCAUCCUGAGCAGCACUGGCCCUCUUGGCCACUGAUAUGAGCCCCUGCGGGCUUAACGCGAGCCUAGUGGACGAGGCAACGUGUGCAACACCCAGGGUCCCCAACACGUCUGCGGUGCUACCAGUAGGCGAUUCCGGCACAUCACCAGCGCUGCCUAUCUUCUCCAUGACCCUGGGUGCAGUGUCCAACGUGCUGGCGCUGGCGCUGCUGGCACAAGCUGCAGGUCGUCUGCGGCGGCGCCACUCAGCUGCCACCUUUUUAUUGUUCGUUGCCAGCCUGCUGGCCAUCGACCUGGCAGGCCAUGUGAUCCCGGGCGCGCUGGUGCUUCGCCUGUAUGCUGCGGGACGUUCACCUGCUGGCGGGGCCUGUCAUUUCUUGGGAGGCUGCAUGGUCUUCUUCGGCCUGUGCCCACUUUUGCUUGGCUGCGGCAUGGCCGUGGAGCGCUGCGUGGGUGUCACACAGCCGCUGCUCCACGCGGCGCGCGUGUCGGUGGCCCACGCACGCCUGGCACUGGCCACGCUGGCCGCCAUGGCUUUGGCUGUGGCGCUGCUGCCGCUAGCACAUGUGGGUCGCUACGAGCUACAGUACCCUGGCACCUGGUGUUUCAUUAGCCUUGGGCCUCCUGGAGGUUGGCGCCAGGCAUUGCUCGCCGGCCUCUUCGCCGGCCUCGGCCUGGCCGCGCUCCUCGCGGCACUUGUGUGCAAUACACUCAGCGGCCUGGCGCUCCUGCGAGCCCGCUGGAGGCGUCGCCGCUCUCGACGUCUCCGCGAGACCACGGGUCCCGAUGAUCGCCGGCGCUGGGGGUCCCGUGGACCCCGCUUGGCCUCCACCUCGUCUGCCUCUUCCAUCGCUUCAGCCUCCGCCACCCUCCGCAGCUCCCGGGGCGGCAGCUCGGCGCGCAGGGUUCGCGCACACGACGUGGAGAUGGUGGGCCAGCUCGUGGGCAUCAUGGUGGUGUCGUGCAUCUGCUGGAGCCCUCUGCUGGUGUUGGUGGUGUUGGCCGUCGGGGGCUGGAAUUCUAGCUCCCUGCAGCGGCCGCUCUUUCUGGCUGUGCGCCUCGCGUCGUGGAACCAGAUCCUGGACCCAUGGGUGUACAUCCUGCUGCGCCAGGCCGUGCUGCGCCAACUGCUUCGCCUCCUACCCCUGAGGGCUGGUGCUAAGGAUGGCCCAACGGAGCUGGGCCUAACCAAGAGUGCCUGGGAAGCCAGUUCACUGCGUAGCUCCAGGCACAGUGGCUUCAGCCACCUCUGAACGUGCCCAGAAAGCUAAGCCAAACCACUGCGCAGGGCUCAAGGGUAUAGAGAGCCUCAAACACAGCGUGCCAUGGGCGCUGCGUCCUGUGGGGCGGCAGCACACACUGACAGCACAUUGGUGCAAGAGGCUCCACCCAGACGAGUACAAUUCUAACGCUGGCCACGCGAUGGCGCAGACACACAGGACGUUCCAAAUAUCAGAGGUGGGAUGGGUCCCCAGGUCAGCAGCUCCAAUAGCAUGCGCACAAUGCUGAGUCCUUAGUGCUGAGAUUGGAGCUGCCCGUAAAGGCAGUAACGUUUUGGAUUCACUUUCCGUCUCUGCUGCCGCCACAAUAGACUCUUGCAACCAU